Molecule: messenger RNA, 1047 nt
Organism: Hydractinia symbiolongicarpus
Lineage: Eukaryota; Metazoa; Cnidaria; Hydrozoa; Anthoathecata; Hydractiniidae
Exons: 3
Coding region: 1-1047 (348 amino acids)
Biological process (GO): DNA integration
Molecular function (GO): nucleic acid binding
Source: RefSeq, a predicted model, not a curated record
AUGGACCUCAGUACCAAAUUUUGGACAGAUUCACAAAUAGUUUUGAAAUAUAUAUCGAAUGAAAACCGAAAAUUUCCAGUAUUCGUUAUGAAUCGCAUCAAUGAAAUUCGUACUACGACUGAGAUCAAUUCGUGGCGUUUUGUGCCAGGAACUCUGAACCCAGCAGACAAUGCUACAAGAUAUGGAGAUCUACCAAUCGAUCGUCUUGCUGUAGGUGAACCACCAUUUAAUCGAUCAGGAGUAGAUUACUUUGGUCCAAUGAUUGUCAAGAGAAGCAAGAGGACAAGAGCUUCAUCUGGAACCGUGAAAAGGUAUGGAGCAUUGUUUACCUGCAUGACGUCACGUGCCGUUCAUAUUGAGCUAGCUGGAGAUUUAUCGACAAAUAGUUUCAUUCUUGCACUUCGACGUUCUAUCUCAAGAAGAGGAAACCCCAAAACAAUCAUCAGCGACAACGGAACCAACUUCGUCGGCGCAGAUCGUGAACUAAGAGAGCUGGUAACGAAUCUGAAUGAGACAAAACUUCGAAAAGAGUUAACAAAGAAUAGUAUCGAAUGGAAGUUCAACCCACCAUUUUCACCAUGGAUGAAUGGAGCGAUGGAAUCUAUGGUAAAAAUCACUAAACGAGCGUUGAAAGCGAUAGUUCGUGAUCGUGUUUUCACCAAAGAAGAGUUACGUAUAUUCUUGACUGAAGUAGAAGCAACCAUCAAUAGCCGACCGUUGACUUCUAUCAGCAACCUCGACGAUCGUAAAAGAUGGAGAGCCGUACAGGCUGCUUCAAAUAUGUUUUGGAAUAGAUGGAGAAAGGAAUACCUGCCUUCUUUGACAACACGUGCUAAAUGGAAUACAAACGACGACCAAAUUAAGGAAGGAGAUCUCGUGAUAGUUAGAGACCAGAACGUCUUGACAAAUCAUUGGCCGCUGGGACGCAUUGCGAAAAUCUUUCCUGGCAGCGAUGGCAUCAACAGGGUUGCAGAAGUGAAAACUAAUGAUGGAAAUUACAUUCGUCCCAUCCGAUCACUUGCGUUACUGGAACGCUGUGCUAAAUGA